AUGGAGAGGGCUUCGGAUAGGCCUGACGGGGUUGAUUCUGGGAUGGACGAUUUGAAUGGAGCCGAGCCCUUUGAAGGGGGGGAUUUGAUUAGUUCUGAUGUCCGAGAUACUUCGCAGACAAGGGAAGCCUUUGAACCCCAUGGCAUGAUGAAGACAAAAGGAGUUCGUGGGCCCUACAAGAAGGCCAAAAGAGUAGAGGAAGGAGGAUAUGGAUACUUGUAUGGCAAUCUUUAUGAACAGGCACAAGCUCGUAGACAGAAGAUCUUAGGGUUUCUACAGAAAGACCUAUUCCAGAUAGGAAGACCAGAUCUGAGAAGAUUUAUGAAUGUUAACCAUGCUUAUGAAUGCCUCCUUCCGUACCAUAUAUUUGGAUUUGAUCUGUAUGAAGACAUGCUAUUUAUGAGCAGCAAAGAGGCAGGAGGGAUUUCAUCAGAGAUAGAUGAGAUGAUAGAAUUAAUGAAAGAUGCUGUAGUUCUUGAAAGCAGGCCUGUAGUAGUGGAGGAGACAUUGGUCUGCGAGUUACUUCUGUAUUAUCAACAGAGAUAUAUAAACUCUAUCUACGGAGAUGGAAAGAAGCAAAAAGCUCAGAGAAGAUACAGACAACAGCUGAAUAAGAGAAACACAGUAUUCAGGCUGAAGAUCGGGGUUAGGGAACCAAGAGGAAAUGAUGUGAAUGUAAGAAAUGGAAGAUUAUAUUUCAAGAAGUAUGAGUGA
Messenger RNA from Encephalitozoon romaleae SJ-2008, 714 nucleotides. RefSeq lists its product as hypothetical. Bases 1 to 714 code for a protein of 237 amino acids. Lineage: Eukaryota; Fungi; Microsporidia; Unikaryonidae. The transcript has a single exon. The record is from RefSeq and is a predicted model, not a curated record.